Molecule: messenger RNA, 3098 nt
Organism: Trematomus bernacchii (emerald rockcod)
Lineage: Eukaryota; Metazoa; Chordata; Actinopteri; Perciformes; Nototheniidae
Gene: plcd1a
Product: phospholipase C, delta 1a
Exons: 15
Coding region: 372-2693 (773 amino acids)
Biological process (GO): phosphatidylinositol-mediated signaling; lipid metabolic process
Molecular function (GO): calcium ion binding; phosphatidylinositol-4,5-bisphosphate phospholipase C activity
Source: RefSeq, a predicted model, not a curated record
AUAAUGUAGCCUACAAUCUUCUCUUCCUAAAGCAAUGGGAACUCCUUCAUGAAGUUACUCCUCAAUACUGAAAGUCGGAUCGACUUGCUUGUGACAUUUUUUAACCCAAAUCAGAUUUAAUAGUGUUUUUUUGCGCUAAAUUACCAUGCAUACACCUCCCCAAAGCCUUCGAAGUCCCCAUCUGUACAGUGACUGAUGCAGGGAAUAUAACAGAGUAGUGGAUGAGUUUAGACCCGCCCCAUGGGGGGAACUACAGUAGCCUACGUGGUGCUUCUCCUCCACACGGAGCACACAUUAAACACCGUCUGGAUACUUUUUUUGGGGUGUUUUUAUCGUAAAACAAACAAAAGAAAAAGUGAAUCCUGUCCGAAAUGUCUUGUUUAUCCAAACGCUUGAAAAGAACCAAAUCCGAAGAGGAGGCUUUCCUGGAGAAGGCGAAAAGAAUUGCGCACGAGAAUGGGAAACGGCUAGGAUUGGAGGGAGAUGCAGAUCUAAAUUUCCUGCUGGUCGGCGGGGAACUGAUCAAGAUCCGCUCGAGCUCCUGGAAGAGGAACCGCUUCUUCAAACUGCAGGAGGACUGCAAGACGCUGUGGUACAAGUCCCACAAAACAUUCAGGAAAAACCAGACGUUCUCCAUCGAUGACAUUGAGUCAAUCCGAAAAGGCCGUCAAUCUGAAGGUCUCAACAAACACACCGACCCCAGCGUGGAAGAAAUGUGCUUCUCCAUCAUCUUCAAGGGCCGCAAGAAAAAUCUGGAUCUGAUGGCGGCCAAUGGGUCGGAGGCGAAGCAGUGGGUCAGCGGCCUGGACAAGAUCAUCCAUAACAUGCGCAACCUGAGCCGCCAGCAGAAGAGUGAGCAUUGGAUCAUCAACUGCAUGCGGAAAGCAGACAAGAACGCAGACAACAAGAUGACGCUGAAGGAGCUGAAGCACUUCCUGAGGCAGGUCAACGUGGAAGUGGACGACACUUACGCUGCGGAGAUUUUCAAGACAUGCGACACGUCCAACUCAGGCUCCUUGGAGGGCGAGGAGAUCGAGCACUUCUACGACCUGCUGACGCACCGAGAGGAGGUCGACGUGAUCUACGGGAAGUACGCUCAAACCGAGGGUCAGAUGAGCAGCAAAGACCUGCUGAACUUCCUGCUGACCGAGCAGAUGGAGAAGGUGUCCAUGGAGGACGCUCUCAAGCUGAUAGAGAAAUACGAAGUGGAUGGAACAGCGAAGCAGAACAAACGCAUGUCCAAAGAUGGCUUCCUGAUGUACCUGCACAGGGAGGAGGGCUCCAUCUUCAACCCGGCACACAAACAGGUGUAUCAGGACAUGCACCAGCCCCUCAACCACUACUACAUCUCAUCGUCACACAACACGUACCUGAUGGAAGACCAACUCAAAGGGCCCAGCAGCACAGAAGCCUACAUAAAAGCGCUGAUGAAGAGCUGCCGCUGUGUGGAGCUGGACUGUUGGGACGGGGCUAACGGAGAGCCGGUCAUUUACCACGGAUACACACUCACAUCCAAAGUGCUCUUCAGAGACGUCAUCAAAGCCAUCAACGACUACGCCUUCAAAACCUCUGACUACCCGGUGAUCCUGUCCCUGGAGAACCACUGCAGCGUGGACCAGCAGAAGCUCAUGGCCCAUCACCUGAUCUCCAUCCUGGGAGAGGCUCUGCUCACGAAGCCUGUGGGAAACACCAUGCCCUCCGACUUCCCCUCACCUGAGGGGCUGAAGGGCAAGUUCCUCAUUAAGGGAAAACGAUUAAACAAACUGGAUGCUGCGCUCAACAACAACAACAGCACCUUAGAAGAAGACACCGUGUCUGAGGAGGACGAGGCUGCAGACUGUAAAGAGAACGGACAUAAAUCUAAAUCAAAGAAAUCAAAAAUCAAACUAGCCAAAGCGCUGUCAGACAUCGUGGUCUACUGUAAGAGCGUCCACUUCAGCGGAUUCGAACACGCCAAGGACUGCCAAGUCUUCUACGAGAUGUCGUCCUUCAAGGAGAGCAAAGCCUUCAACCUGGCCGAGAACUCAGGGACUGCAUAUAUCCAUCACAACAUAGACAAACUGAGCAGGAUCUACCCAGCCGGAUCCAGAACCGACUCCUCAAACUAUAACCCUGUUCCUAUGUGGAACGUCGGCUGCCAGAUAGUGGCGCUGAACUUCCAGACUCCCUCUAAGGAGAUGCACAUAAACCAGGGUCGGUUUCUGCAGAACGGUUUGAGCGGAUACGUCCUGAAACCAGAAUUUCAGAGAAGCCUUUCCUCUCAGUUUGAUCCCAACACAGGGCCCUGGCUGAAGAGGAAGACCUUCUAUGUGAUGGUGAUCUCAGCUCAGCAGCUACCUAAAAUCAACAAGGACAAACACAAAUCCAUCGUCGACCCUCUGGUUCGAAUGGAGAUCUACGGCGUCCCGGCAGACAACGCCAGCAAGGAGACGCACUACAUCGAUAACAACGGGUUCAACCCGAUGUGGAAUGAGAAGUUCCAGUUCAACAUCCACGUGGCAGAGCUGGCCCUCCUGCGGUUUGUGGUGGAGGACUAUGACUCAACAUCCCAGAAUGACCUCAUCGGGCAGUACUGUCUACCGCUCAGCAGCGUACAGAACGGAUAUCGCCACGUCCCCCUGCUCACCAAGAGAGGAGACGUCAUCUGCUCCGCCGGACUCUUUGUGCACCUCAUGCUCGUGGACGCUCAGUAAAAAAAAACCUCCAUGUGUUUUUCUGGAAACUCUAAAAGGACCAUGUCCAGUUUUAAAGCUACGUAAUUUAACUCUGAUCAAAUAUUUAAUGGGAUGCUGACUCACCGUUGUCUGCCUAACACUUUCCUGUUGUUUUGUAAUUUUCAAAGAGAAGUGUGUUUGAUUGAAGCAACAAGAGAGUGAAUGAAUGAACGAGCAGUGUGGUAAAUUAUUUAAGGAAAGUCUUUAAACUGUAUAUUUCAUAUUGGGGAGAAGUACAAUAAAUUACAGGAGUAAAAUCCAGCUUUUGGAUAUUCCUGAAUAGUGUUGUAAUGUUUAUAAAUGUGUUGACGCUUCAGGAUCAUACGAAUCAUGGACACGAUGUAUUAAAAGCACAACAAGCACCUAACAGAUUUAGUGACUUCA